AUGGAACAUAGGGCAAUUACUCGUGUCAACUAUAGGGCGAGGAUUUGGUUCAUUCGUCACUAUGAAACAGGUAAGUGGAAAGUCAGUGUCUUUGAGAGUGAACACAAUCAUCCACUGUGUCCACCUAAGUACAGACAUCUUAUUACCGCGAAUCGUGUGCUUAAUGAGGUCGAUAAAACACAAGCAAACAGCUUACGAGCAUGUGGUGUUAAAACUUGCCAUAUAAUGGGUUACAUGAUUUUUCAAAAAGGUGGAUACGAUAAAGUGGGUUUUACCAGCAAAGACUUACAUAACCAAAUUAGUAAGACUAGGCGUGGCAAAGUGAAAGACGGUGAUGCAUUUGCUGCGUUGGCCUAUCUGUUGUCCAAGGCAGACAGUGACUCGUUAUUUCUAGGAAAUUUCACCUUAAAGGAUGGUAGGUUGGAUAAUUUGGUGUGGACUGAUAGAGCAAGCGUUGUUGAUUACGAAUGUUUUAGCGAUGUACUUGCUUUUGACACCACUUACAAGAAAAAUGUCUACAACAAGUCCUUAGUCAUAUUUUCAGGGACCAACCACCAUGGCCAAAUAACUAUCUUUCGAUGCGCCCUGAUCUCAGAUGAAAGGUCCAAAACUUUCAAGUGGGCACUAAAGGAGUUUUUGGAAAUCAUUUCAGGAAAACUACCCGGAGGCGUUGUGACAGAUGGAGACCGUGCUAUGAGAGAGACUAUCUUAGAAGUAUUUCCUAGUAUACCUCACCGCUUUUGUGCAUGGCAUCUCCAUCGUAAUGUGAUACAGAAUAUAAAACACAAGCAUUUUUGGGACAAUUUUAAUGUAUUAUUGUAUGGACAGUGA
This is a messenger RNA of Arachis stenosperma, 831 nucleotides long. Its product is annotated as protein FAR1-RELATED SEQUENCE 5-like. The record is from RefSeq and is a predicted model, not a curated record. The coding region runs from base 1 to 831 and encodes 276 amino acids. The transcript has a single exon. NCBI's taxonomy places the organism in Eukaryota, Viridiplantae, Streptophyta, Magnoliopsida, Fabales, Fabaceae.